Drosophila ficusphila is the source of this 4290-nucleotide messenger RNA. Its product is annotated as semaphorin-1A. Gene Ontology annotation, molecular function: semaphorin receptor binding; chemorepellent activity. NCBI's taxonomy places the organism in Eukaryota, Metazoa, Arthropoda, Insecta, Diptera, Drosophilidae. Gene Ontology annotation, biological process: negative chemotaxis; positive regulation of cell migration; negative regulation of axon extension involved in axon guidance. The record is from RefSeq and is a predicted model, not a curated record.
GGCCGUCGAUCAGUGAAGUUGUAUACACUUUUUUCGUGUUCCGUGUUUUUCGCUUAAUUUAAUCGUUUAUUUAAAUGUUUUUAUGAAUUUUGGUUUCGCGUUUUCCUUUUUUGCCGACAGCUAAUUGCAUUAAAAUAAAACCAACAAGUUGUUGAGCUGGGUGUAAAUUAUUGUGUAGUUGUCGCUGACACUCGAAUACUUAUAGCCAGAUGCUGAAGCAGCAGCAGUGACAAUAACACCAGUAAUCAGCACAACUAUCGGCGACAAUGGCAGACAUCGGACAUCAGAAUGCGAGGCGUCAGUGAUUAAAACCAGUCGGAGAGGCCAGCCAGCCAACCAGCCAGCCCCACUGGCACCACCAGCAAAAAGCAGCCCAAGUUCCGAGCCCCACACGCUGCUGAAUCAUCAGAACUCGGAGGAGUACUAGUUUUCCAGCUACUGCGAGGCAGCAAUGAGCAAAAUGUGCUCCAAGAGCAGACCUUCGCCGGCGGUUUCGCCAACUUGGGGGUCUUACAAAAGCAGCUUGAGUGCGAUAUCUAUUAGCCUGCUGAUCACCUGUGCCGGACUGACGGCCGUGGCAGGUUGGAUGCCCGACGUGCGACCCGAUUUGCAAACAACACAAGAUAAGGUCUUGGCCCAUUUUAUUGGCAACUCGACGGACUAUUUCAAGAUUUUGGACCACCACGAUGAAUAUGUUCUAGUUGGUGCCAAGGACGUCAUCUACAAUGUGAGCCUAAAUGGCCUGAGGGAGAUUGCGCGUCUGGAGUGGCACAGCACGGAUGCGGAUCGGGAGCUGUGCGCGCUGAAGGGGAAGCACGAGUGGGACUGCCACAACUACCUGCGCGUCUUCGCCCUGCGCCCGAACGGCGAGGUGUUGCUCUGCGGCACCAACUCGUACAAGCCGCGCUGUCGUCACUACUCGCCAGUGGAAGUGUCAUCGGAGGAGGCUCCCCCCGCUGGCCACGCCCACGCCAUGCGCUACGAAGUCAGCCGGGACGUGGAGGCCCAGGGCCUGUGCCCCUACAGCCCCGCCCACAACAGCACGUACGCCUUCGCCGACGGUCAGUUGUACAGCGCCACCGUGGCGGACUUUUCGGGCGGAGAUCCCCUCAUCUAUCGCGAGAACCUGCGCACCGAACAGUAUGAUCUCAAGCAACUCAACCAGCCGGACUUUGUCGGCGCCAUCGAGAGGAACGGCUACGUGCUCUUCUUCUUCCGCGAGCUGUCCAUGGAGUUCAUGAACUUCGGCAAGGCGGUCUACUCGCGAGUGGCGAGGGUGUGCAAGAACGACAGGGGCGGACCCUACAACCACGGCAAGAGCUGGACCUCCUUCCUGAAGGCCCGGCUCAACUGCUCGGUUCCCGGGGAGUUUCCCUUCUAUUUUGAUGAAAUCCAGGCUAUAAGUCCGAUUGUAGAGAGCGGCUCCAAGUCGCUAGUUUAUGCAGUCUUCACCACAUCAGUAAAUGCCAUUUCCGGUUCGGCAGUUUGUGCCUUCAACGUGGACGACAUUCUAGCCGCUUUUGACGGAGAGUUCAAAUCGCAGAAGGACUCGCAGUCCCACUGGCUGCCAGUGGACCGGGAACAAGUGCCGAAACCACGACCAGGACAGUGUGUGGAGGACUCUAGAACGCUGACCAGCAUUGCGGUCAAUUUCAUUAAGAACCAUCCGCUGAUGGAGGACGCUGUGCCGGCAGUGCAUGGACGUCCCUUGCUGACCAAGGUGAACCUUCUCCACCGCCUCACUGCGAUUGCAGUCCAUCCGCGGGUCAAGUCGCUUAGCGGUGAAUACUACGAUGUGAUCUACAGUGGCACAGACGACGGCAAAGUUACCAAGUUCAUCAACAUACUAAACACGCAUCCAAACUCGACUGUGGAUCGCCUAAGGACGGUGGUUAUAUCGGAAAUGCAGGUGCUGCCACUGGGAACGCCAGUGAGGGAGUUGGUGAUCUCAACUUCAAAGAACACGCUGGUGGUGGUCAGUGAUGGCAGCCUGGUCAGUGUGCCCCUGCACCACUGCACCCACAUUGUGGACUGCUUGGGCUGCCUGAGUCUGCAGGACCCCAUCUGCGCCUGGGACUUGCAGACACACGAGUGCAAGAACCUGGCCACCAGUCAGCACAAGUUCGGAACCAAGACCUAUCUGCAGAGCUUGAACAGCACCAAGAAAGCGGCAGCCUUGCUGUGUCCCCACAUUCCUCGCGAUGGACCAGGAGCAGAGACUGUGAGCUUUGUAACCAUGGCUCCGCCGCCAACGGGCGAGCAGAAGCUUCUGUACUCCAAUGUGGGUGUUCCGCAGGGAAGCCAGCCAAGUUUGGAACAGCAGCCAACAGGCGGCGAUGACUUUGGCCUAAAUAAGAUCACGCUCACGUCCAUGGAUCCCGAUGAUAUUAUGCCAAACUUAAAUGAUCCCCAGAAGUCUACAGCAACUGUGGAUGAAAUCAAACAUGCUUCAACUCCAAGCUUUAUGUUUCUCACAAUCGUCGUUUUCUUUACCUUCAUAGUGGGUGGCACUGCGGGAGUAUUCUGCGUUAAGGCCAAAAAUCGCCUUAUGGAGGCCCAAAUGGAUGAUAGCCAUCGCAAUCAUUUCGGCAAACCAAUACAAUUUAAACAUCAAAACACUGGCAAGGAUAUUAAUUUAUUGAUGGGCUCAAACGCCUACACCACCACACAGAAAACUCCUAAUCUGGAUCUUGAAAAGGAUCGCAGUCACGAGUGCAAAAACUCCACGGAACAUUUGGAAAAGGAGCUGCCCUGCAAGACGUCGACGCUGACGAAAGUAAAACGCACUUACAUCUAGUGGGCUUGCACGGCAGCCAAGUGCAAAAUUAGUCGAAUUUCUAUACUCUAAAACAUAUUUUCGUUGUUUAUGUUGCUGUUAGUUAUAGUAACCCCCCACCCAUCCCGCGAAUGAAGUAGACGACAGAAUCGGAUGCGUUUGAAACGCGUCUGAAGAGUAGGGCGCAGAAGUCGUGGCGUCUUUUUUUACUUAGCAUGUAUUGUAAUUUAGUUUGAUGUAAAAUUUCAAUAAGUUUAGUUUGUUUGGCAAAAUUUAGUUAAAUUUAUUGAAAACAAAGUGCACGGGCUGCCUUAGCCCAGGCCAUUUAAAGCAUUCCGCAUUCCCCUGACGUCGACCUUACUGUUCGAAAUUGGAGUGCCUGCUCUUGGCUGGGCAGCCCGCAUGGUGUUUUUCCUUAUGUGUACUCUAAAUGUAUAUUCUUUAAGUGCAAAUAUUAGAGCUGUACAAAUUUACACACACAUAUCAAACCUACCGAAAUCGAACCCGGUCAGUAAGCGAUCAGCUCGUGGUUAAAUAUCCCCAAGCCCACAGCCCCAUUUAUUUCUCGAAAUUCAAUCGAAUAUUCUACAAGUAUUUUGUUAGACUGAAUGAUUUAUUUUUUCUAUAUGAGUUUGUUUGUGGAUAACUAACAGAAUGCGACAUGGACUUAAAAGCUCUAUGCUUUGUGGCUAACAAAAGCGUAAAUUCUAUCUAACAUAAGCUCAAUAAGGAAUUGAACAUAGCAUGUAAUUAAAAGUAUGAACUAGGCUAAGAAACGAACAAAACUUCUAUGAGGCUGUUUCAUAUGAACUGACACCGCAGCCCCACAUCAUUAUGAUGAGAAUACGCACAACAAAACGGAAAUAAAUAGAAUUCUGCAACAACAGCAAGCCUUAUAAAAAGUAUAAAAUCGUGUCGAAUCUAGGCCUUAACUCUAAACUUGUAUGCUUUGCAUGAAAAACAUUGAGCUUGGCAAUGAAAGUAAAUCAGCAUUUUAAUAUUUUUAUGUUUACUUUUAAGCUGUUGUCCGUCCCACUGAAGAAGUUGCAUAAUACAAUGUACAAUGGCAAUUUUAAAUUAUAACGUGUAAAAUGCAAUUUUCAUCGUAAUUAAUAUAUUUUUAUACGCAUGUCUACGCCUAAUGUCUAAAAAUAAGUGUAAGAAGGGGUAAAACCAAGCAUCCCUGAAAAAAGCUACACAUAAAAUAUUUUUAAACCAUUAAAAAAAAAUUAAUAUAAAGAUAAAAUUCUCAUAUUGUGAUAGAUUUUUAUUGAAAUUUAAAAAAAAAAUGUAAUGAUAUGCCUUUAGGUUGAAAAACAAUGAUAUAUGACGAGAGUCUGAUUGCAUGCAUAAUAAUAAUGUGAAGAAAAAGGGUCUUCCGUUUGGAGGAUUAGAAACCAGAGAACCCAACGUGGUGAUUACUUUUUAUUACUGUGUAUGUCUUGUACUGUAUAUUGUUGUAUACAUCCGAUAAGCAAUUCGAAAAUCUAAUAAAGUCGUCAUUUUUUCAUAUA